AGGAAGAGAGGAGAGACUCAUAACUCCAACCAAGCGUUCCACUGAUCAGAGAGGCCACAAUCGGGUGUGAGAGGAGGCGCGCGAGCGCGAGAGACUAGAGGGAGGACGACAAGGCGGUGAGGCACGCACCCUCAUAUAUCUCUCUCUCUCUCGUCUCGUCUGACGUGAAGAGAUGAAGGCUACUUUUAAGGGAAGAUACGCCACCGAUAAAAGCAGUGCCUCUGCAACUCUCGCCAUUAACGCCGGCGAUGUCAAAAUCCGUGCUUCCAUGACCGAUGCCACGGUCGUCAAUGGUCCCAGUUUAAAUGGUCUAGCUCUUUCCCUGGAGAAGCCCGGUUCCUUCAUCGUCGAUUAUAACGUCCCCGAAAAGGAUGUUAGGUUUCAGUUCAUGAACUCGAUCAAGGUUAUGGACAAACCUCUGAAAUUAACUUACAUUCAUGGGCGUGGUGACAACCGGACGAUUUUGGAUGGCAGUCUUGUCUUCGAUUCGGCUAACAAAGUCUCAGCUAAUCAUGUUUUGGGUUCUGGAAACUGCAAAUUGAAGUACACUUACGUGCAUGGAGGGGUCAGGACUUUUGAGCCGUGCUACGACUUCGCUAAGAAUUCCUGGGACUUUGCGGUGUCGCAGAGGGUUUAUGGGGACGAUGUGUUGAAGGCUUCGUACCAGACAUCGACCAAGGUCAUGGGCCUGGAGUGGUACAGAGAUUCCAAGGCUAAUGGGUCAUUCAAGGUACAGAAGUCUACCGUUUCAUUAUGGAAUCAUUCAUAGCCUGAACUAUUUAUUCCCUUGUUAUUGUUAGUACCAAGAAAUGAAAUGCCUGAAGUUUUUUUGUGAACCUUGAACUGAAAGCACAUGUGAGCAUAACUUCAACUCCGAUGCAACCGAAAUAAAACUUUUUAGGUCUUUGAAGA
Molecule: messenger RNA, 912 nt
Organism: Telopea speciosissima
Lineage: Eukaryota; Viridiplantae; Streptophyta; Magnoliopsida; Proteales; Proteaceae
Product: outer envelope pore protein 24B, chloroplastic-like
Exons: 2
Coding region: 173-769 (198 amino acids)
Biological process (GO): regulation of monoatomic ion transmembrane transport
Molecular function (GO): voltage-gated monoatomic cation channel activity
Source: RefSeq, a predicted model, not a curated record